CCUAGUUGGACGUUGAAUCCAUGUCUCAUCAGUUCGUAAUUUACCCAAGUUUGGCUCUACAUCAUUUCAACUCUUCUGUAAAAUACUUAUUAUAUACUUACUAAGAAAAUCCGUACGUUAAGGACAGCAAGAAACACCUGCGUAUCGCCCCAUGUCUGUAUCUUCGAGUUGUAUAUAUGUAUAACCGUUUUCGCGAGUGUUACUUUUUUCGCUCUCGAUAGUAUUAAAAGUUUUCGUGAACGCGCGUGUGCAUGUGACAAAAAACUUCGAUGAUAUUACGCACAGUGCGGUCGUUGGUGCGAAACGGGAAAAAAACACUCGGUAAAUAAUGGCGUUCGCGAGUGAAGCAGUGCAGACGAGCUGCACGAGCAGUGAGGUUGUUGUCGCGGGUUAAGGUGGCGAUAGCAGUUUUUUAUUUGUUGAAAUAAGCCUUUUCGGCGGGUUGUUGUGAGUUUUUUGAAAAGGACAAAGUCUGUCGCAGCCGACAGAGCAUGAACAUGAUGAUCGCGCCCCAGGUCGUGGGUGUCCUGCUCAAGAAGCCCGGCCAACAGCAGAGCUGCCAUCAUCGCAGUCCCAGGAUUCCUCCGGUCGAUCAUCAGGAAACCAAAAUUAGAGGUGAACUGUACGUGGAGGACCUGGGCGAGCGACGCUUCGUGUCCAUAAGAAUGGGCUGGCUGUGGGUCGAAGGGACGCCGAUGCGGUUGGCCUUGCGAGCCUUAAAUCUCAGACAAGCCGAGCCCAGCAUCUGCCAACCGCACGCGCUAGCUCUCGGCUUCACGUUGAGUGACUCCAAGGACGACCCCCUCGCCACAUUUUGGACUGACACCGAGCCGACCUGGUGGUCGUGGGUACGCGCUAUAGCUGCCGAGAUAGUCCGACAGACGCCUUUCCGCGCCCAGCGUUGCCUGAACUUCCUCGGUAUCCUGACGACUUGUCCGCGCGGGCCUGUGCCUCUCCCCGACAGUCCCACAGAGCAGCGUCGGCGCUCCCGCAGCGAGCUCCGUUACUGGCCCACCGCCGAUCUCAGCAUCGAAAAGAUCUCCCCUGACCAACACUCCCCCUCGAUCCUCGAAGAGUCGCGAAGACGCGCGCGUAGCGAGCUCCGGGCCUGGUCGAGCAGCAACACCAGCAGCGACGAGGACCUCCUCCUGGGCGGGUCCGUCACCGCGGCUAAUGUAACAGGUGGGGGAGUAGUCGUGGGCGUCGUCGUGAGCGCGAGCGGUGGGGUACACAAUAGUAGCACCAGUAGCCGGGCCUGGGGCUGUAGCGAGAGCAGCGAGGGUAGCGACGACAGCCUACCCUGGGGUGCUGGUGGUCCCUGCUGUCGCUCGAGCGUCGACUCGGUUGACUCGGCCAUUUCCCUGAGUGAGCCUAGCACUCGAGAACAGCGCAUGCAGCGCUACAAGGAGGCCAGACGCCGCGAGAACGAGGCCAGGCGCAGGCAGGUCCUCGAGGAGGAUGCCAGGCGACGCUGGGCCAACAAGGCGGUCGGCCCGUGUGUCAACACACUCGCUACUACCCGAAAGUCUGAAGAGAACAACAACCACAACGACGACGAGGGUGUCGACAGUAGCUAUCGCGCGUCGAGGCACAGAAGGAGCAGUUCCUCUAAAGCGACGAGAACCAGGUUGUUUGCAAACGUUGACGACCACGACGACAACGAGGUGCCGUUACUGACGUCCCCGAAGACGGAGCUGACCAGGGUAAUAUCGUCUUCCUCUUCGUCUUCUUCAUCCACAUCGUCGACCAACUCCUCGCGAAUCGAGGAUGCCCCCGGCAGUGGCAAGUACUCGAGUCCCGUCAAACCUCAGACCGACACGUGCUCCACGGUAAGGUUCGAGAACACGAGGCAGCAGCAGUACGACGACAACUGGAACAACAAUAACAACAACAACAGCAAUAACAAGAACCACAGUAGUAACAAAAAUAGCGACAGCGUGAGCCGCAACAACCAGUUGAACAGUAGUCUAACGAAGCUCGGCAUCCUCAAGACGGACGCGGCGCUCGAGCGCAGGAGUCGGGCUCGGGAGCGCCGAAACGUCCGGGACAAGGGUCCCCAGCUGUCGUUGCCCGCCGUAGUGGCGUCGGCGAAACCGGACGUAGAAACGCUCAAGGAGCGCAAGGAGCGGUUGAACAGUACCACAGCAGCGAUUGCGAGGAGUACGACGGUGUCGUCGAGCUCGGCGGUAGCGACGAAGCUGCCCGAGAUUCCGAUGGAGUGCUGCAUUAGCCAACAGCAGCAACGGCAGGAGCAGCAGUACCGAAGGUCGGUCUCGCUGUCGGUGCUCCAGGAGCAGCAGCCUCCACCGUGCGAGGAGGACGUGGCGAGGCUCCUGAAGCGCUGUCAGAGGGUCGACCACUACGUGCCUGUGCGCGAUAAGCUCACGCUCUUCGAGUCGCUGACGAGGAUGGCCGGCCGGCUGGCCCGGAGCACCGAGGACCUCUGCAGGACGUGUAACAGCAGCAAUCCGAGCCCCAAGGGCAAACAGAGGGCCAGAUCCCUGCACGACCUCAAUAGGGGCGGGGUCAAGUUGGUGCCGGUUCGGGAGAUGUGCCGGUUCUUCGAAAAUGGCAAGGCCUCCUCCUACACGUCUGUUGCCAACGCCACGCUUAGGAAGGAAACCACCAGAGGGCGACCUUGCGAGCUCGGUGCUCCUAUCAAUGGCGCUAUCAAGAGUUUCCGGGAGCCACCGCGGAACCCCAACGCGCCCUGCAUUAGGACCUCCACCCGAAGGAAACACUAUGCCAAAUGAGCGGGACGAGCGCUUACGGACUGAUUAUCUUUGCCACCCCUCGUUUUUUGUUUGCGUUGUUUUUUCUACUCCCUUUUUCGUGUCCAUGUUUUUGAUUUUCGAGAGGUCCGAAACAGGAAGCUGCAAUCGAUUUGCGAUCUCUGGUUAAAUUAUUGUUUAUAGUGUUGUUAUUGUUGGAUCGAGAAAUUUGGCUUGUAUCAGGCUCACAGCGCUUUUUUAUUGUAUUUAUUGCUAAGUCGUUCGGAAAACAAAGAAAAAUUAUUUAUUAAACUCUUCUCAAGCGGAGCUUAUUGCAAGACUAUUACACGUUUAUCGUUGUUACA
Molecule: messenger RNA, 3076 nt
Organism: Copidosoma floridanum
Lineage: Eukaryota; Metazoa; Arthropoda; Insecta; Hymenoptera; Encyrtidae
Biological process (GO): response to starvation
Cellular component (GO): nucleus
Molecular function (GO): DNA-binding transcription factor activity, RNA polymerase II-specific; cis-regulatory region sequence-specific DNA binding
Source: RefSeq, a predicted model, not a curated record